GUUAUACACAGCUGUUUUUCUCGAUUUCAAGAGUCAUGGUAGAGUUCGGGGUCAGGAAAACUACAUUUUGCACUAAAUUCAUUCACGGACACCGAGCAAAAGCUCUAUUAUCAUCUGUGAGGUUUUCUUCCACAUCGGCGUUUGAUGAGGUAAUGUCUCGGAAAUUAUUAUGUUAUUUCCAGUGGCGGCGGUAACUUUGGAUCACACUAGCUGUGCUUUUAAACUGUAACCCCAGCACAAUCUUGCGAGGAGUCGGGACUUUAUCGCUGGGCUUUCAGCUCCUCGCACAAGUUGUGGAAAACCAUGAGGACGGGGGACAGCGGUCCGACCGGCGGGGAGGGACACGGCGGAGGGACUCCUGGCUGCCGAGCUGCGCGCUGAACACAAACCAGAGCACUUUGGCUGCAUAUGAGGCGACUUGGUGAGAUUAUGGUUUAUGGAAAAGCCUGCUGCUCUGUCGCCGCAGGUCCGCCAACAAAGAAAACCACUGUUACGUUUUUUUUUCAUGUCAGUGCUGUGACCACUGUGUGUAAACAAACAGUGAACGUGUGGAGUGAGAGAAAAGUUGACUAAUUAGCUCUGACUUUAUGGCCACUCGAGAGUAACGCUGCUCACGCGCGCCUGCGCAAUUACGCACCUACACACACACACGCUGCCCCCUUUGUUGUGGAGUUUACUCUCAGUUGAGAGUCUUGACAUUUUAAUUCCAGUUAUUGUCAGUACAAUUACAGUUCAGUGUGAGUGGAUGUGUGAGGAUGGUGGAGAGCCGGAGCUGUGUGCAGAGGGAGGGGGUGUACCGCUGGUUCUCCUCCCUCACCUCAGCCCAGAGAGCAGAGUUCCUGUGCGGCCUUCUGGACCUCUGCGUCCCCAUCGAGCUCCGCUUUCUCGGCUCUUGUCUGGAGGACUUGGCCCGCAAGGACUACCACUCCCUCCGGGAUGCGGAAAUCAAAGCUAACAACCCCGCCGACUUGUCGGGCCUCACUAACAUCACGGAUGAGGUGGUGCGCAGCAAGCUGCUGGUGUCCCUCGCCCUGCUCGGCUCGGACAACAGGGAGGCGGCGGGGGUCCUGUACCGGACUCUGACUCACAUAGACACGGUGAUUAAUAACUACGGCCUGGCGCUGAACGACGGGAGGACCGAGGAGCAGUUUCUCUUACUGUUCACCAUGGCCUCUCACCACCCGGCCUUCAGCUUCCACCAGAAGCAGGUGCUGAGGCAGCAGCUCAGCCAGAUCCAGGACAUCCUGCAGGUGAGCAGUGGAGGAGGAGGAGGGGGGGAGGCUCAAGCUGCAGCCCCUGGCGGGGAUCGAGCUGCUGUCUGUUACGCCCAGCCACACAACCACUAUCACCAUCAGACCGUGUCCUUGCCUCUGGCUUCGUGUUCCCCCGUUGCCUGCUCCCUGCCCGAUGCCAGCGCCGCCUACCUGCCUCUGCCGGCCUGCCAACCCUGCCAGACACACUGCACCUGCUGCCACAAGAGCCAGACCAGAGAGGCCGGUAAAGUCUCAGGGCCAAGCUCAGGGGUCACCGUGGGACGACGAGACCAAGCGUUCAGCCAGGACCUCACCCCUCCUCACCCUGACCUCCCUCCCCCUCCUCCUCCUCCCCCUCUUCCUCCACCACCACCACCACCUCCUCCUCAUUUGCCUCGUCCUCUGCCUGCUGGGCAAGGCCAGGAUGCAUCAGCACCAACCAAGAGCCACGAGGGGAAAGCAGGAAAAGUGGUCAUUGAGAAGGUGAUGCUGAGAGGAGUGACACACAAGUCUGAAGACACCAGUGAAUAUGUGUUUGAGGCCAGCUGGUCAGAUGGUUUUGUGUCAUCUGUUGUCAGAACUCAGCAGGAGGUGACAGAGCUGCUGUCCCAGCUGUCACAAGCAUUUCCAGAUGAAGGAGUGGAGAAAUCUCUCCCUCAGUCCAAAGAGCUGGACCCCAGGUGUCUGACAGCGCUGCCCUGCCAUGUCCUCCAGCACCACAACGUCCAGCUGUUCUUUACCUCCACCAGGCCUCUCUCACCCAACUCCCCUGGCUCCCUUCCCUCCUCCCUCCCUCCAUUACCCUCCCCCCUUCCUGUAGCCCCAACCUGCCCGUUCACCUCCAGCUCUAAUCUUGGCUGUACAGUUCAGUACAGAGGAACCAACAGGGCGGUAUACAGAGUGGCCAGCGUCCAGCCCGUCGUCAGCACCCACAGCUCUGUCUUGACUCGCCCUUCUCCUCACGUCUCCUCCCUCCCUCCUCCGCUUCCUCCCUCCAUUCCUCCUCCCCAGCACUCCCCCCAGCUGUCCUCCCUCCCUCCCCCUGUGCCAGCACUGCACACCCAGAGCUGCAUGGCUGGCGGAGGUGAUCCCUCCUCCCAGGUGCAUCCCCAACACAGUCCGUCGCACUCGUACUCUCAGCACCACCUUCAUCAGCAAACAAGCAGUCAGUCCAGCGCCCAGUCCCUGCACCUGUCCCAUUCCCUGCCAACGUCACACUCACAUUCCCAGUCCCUUUCGUACCCCCAGUCCCAUUCCCUGUCUCGUUCCCAGUCCCUUACACAGACACCAUCCCAGUCCCAGCCCAGCACGCCAGAGCAGAACGGCAUCCUGGACUGGCUCCGCAGGCUUCGGCUCCAUAAGUAUUACCCUGUCUUCAAACAGCUCACUAUGGAGGAGUUUUUAGCACUGACAGAGGAGGAUCUGAACAAGUACGACUUGACCCAAGGAGCAAAGAAGAAACUCAAGACUCAACUAGAGCUACAGAAGUCAGCAGACAGGGAGAUGAAGAUGGAGAAGCGGUCCUGCAGUGGCAUCGCCAGGGUGACACCUUCCAGUCACAUGGGAGCCUCAUCACAUCCCACCUCGACUGCAGGAGAGCUGCGAGUCGAGGUGGAUGCUGUUCUGCACCAUCACCCCGUCUCUACAGACAGCAGCUCGUCCUCAGGCUACUCCAGCUCUUCCUGCUCCCCACAGAGAACACCACUCUGCUGUGACUCGACCUUCGACAGGACCAGAGACAUUCACAGGCGUGUGUCAGGUCCGGACUCAGCAGGCGGGGGUCCAGAGAAGGACCGAUCCUGCCUCUUCAUCCUGAACUCCAGCUGCUCGAGUCGCCCCACAGCCCAGGUUUUACCUGUCCAAAACGAUGUAGCUCCUUCUCUCCCUCCCUCCUGCUCCUUCGGCCUCCCACAGUCUCCCUACCACCCACAGGCCAGUUACAACCAGACCCUGCUCUCCCAGGUCUCAAACCCAGCACGCAUCCUAACUUCCCCGCGUAAGCCCAGGCCCCCUCCACUGUGCAUGGAGGACAGGACUAAGCAGCUGGGCUCGAGCCUGCCUGCGGCCGGUGCAGGCUUCAGUACAGGGCUCAGUGUGGGGAUGGGGGUGAGGCUGGAGAACCUGUUCCCAGGGCGUAACAUGGAUGGCUCCUCCCCUCUCCAGGACUCUGUGGUUUGCCGUGGCCUGGCGGGAGGUGCUGUAAGUCUGAUGGUAGAAACCAGUUCUGCUCUGACCUCCACCUCCAACAGCCUCCACCACGUCUCGCACCCCCCUCUGCACUUCCACCUCUCGUCCUCUUCAUCUCCAUCUCCAUCUGGAUACUACUCCUACCCACCUACCUCCUCCUCAUUCUCUUCUUUCUUGUGUCCCUCCACAAAGUCCGGGUCACAGUCUGGCAGCUCCAGUAGUGGUGGUGUUGUUCCCAUAGCAACUGCAAGCAAUGUUCCUGUGGCAGCAGUGCCCGGCAGCGCUUACUACCCGCCCCAGACCACCUCUAGCCCCUCCCCGUCCCCCUCCUCUGCCUCUUCGUUGGAUCAGAGUUCAGGUCACAACCCCUCUGUGUGUGUUUGCAGCUCCUGCGGUUGUCGGGGCAACUGCGGUGCCUAUGGGGCGUUGCCUGGAUACGCAGCGGCCGGCUACCUGCAGCAAUUCUCGGCCGGCCCCUCCCUCUUCACCCUGGGUCCUCUGCUCCAUCUCAGUCCCCUGAUAGCCUCAUCCAGCACAGCUGGCACCGGAGCCACGCCCUUCUCCUACCCGAUGAUGGUGCCGCCGCCGCUCUACCGCCCCAGCCCUGUUUCACAUGACCAGCCGCAGGGCUUUGCCUUCUACCAGCCCCAUGGCAUUUUGGGAAAUGGAGGCCAGAAACGGGCAGUAGGGAACCUGUCGUGUUAUAACUGUGGUGCCAACGGACACAGAGCAGAGGAGUGCAAACAGCCGCCCAUGGAUUCAGCACAGCAAGGGACAUUUCGACUGAAGUACACUCCUCACUCUGACAGUAAGGACUCGGGGGACUAACAAGCAGAAGCACCAGUGGAUUUGAACUGUCACGCUAGAGGCACAGCUGUACCUCAUGUUCCUGCUGAAGCUAGCAGACAGCGUUUAGACAGGCAGUCGGCUUCUGGAGUUCAACGAGACAACACAGACCCCAUGUAUGUUUUGUAAUUCUUGUACAGCAGCUUAUGGAGAGAUGAGGAUGGAAGAGAAACAGAUUGCUGAGAAGAGAGGAGUGGUUGUCACAGUUUGUGUCAUCGGAUUAGCUUUCAUCCCUCCUCAGAUCUCCACAGAUACAAACACGAAUCACAAGGAGGGCUGGAGAUUUGUACUCUGCCUCGCUUCAUUUCAGAGACGUGGCUGGAAUUCUGCCUCAUCCUCAGAGGAAACACUACACACAGUUAGUCAUGUUACCUAUGGUGCGGUACAACCAGAGAGUCAAAAUCUGCCUCCCAGCUAAAUGACUGAGCAUUAAUAGUCUGUAUGGUUCACAAACCAGAGGCAAAACACCUGAUGUUCUAAACUUCGUGGGCACUAAGCCAAGUGCAUUUGACCUAAACAUAAAACCCAGUUUAAUCAAAUUAUUGUGACAGCAACAGCAAAGCACCAGUGUUAUCUUCCCUUCCCAAGUUCCUUGUUCUGUUGUACGUCCCGUGAUCUGGUUUGGCUCAUCCAGUUGCAAGACCUGUGUCCCAAUUCCAUGCUACAUACUCAUUAUACUACAUAUUAAUUGUACACAGCAUAUAUCACGUAAUAAUAUUCAUAGAAUAAGGUUUUUGCAGCUAGUAUCCAAGAACUCUUUUUGUUUUAAACUAACAGGAAAUGAUGCAAUAGCUGCACUGAGUAAAGGCAAUCAAACUGCGACUUUGGAACGCAACUGGCAGUUAAACUUGGCAAGAAGUUUAAAUACCAUCUACCAACUCAUUUUGUGAACAGUCCCUCUCAUCUAUGAGCAUUGCAUUCUGGGAGAAGAGUGUCCAUCAGCAGCACACUCAAAAAUCAAGCGUUUUUAGUAUGCCUAUCAUACUAUCUACCUUAUUUUGUCUCUUUUUCAGUGCCAACACUAUAAUCCACAAAACCUGCUUAGAAUUAGUGCACAGUAAGGAUUUGAGACACAUAAAAGGUUGUAUCUUAAAGAGGAGCAAAAGAAAGAAAAACUGUCAGUGCUAUGCAGCAAUGUUUUGAUGAGUGGGUCUGUGGUAAACAUGGUUGUGCAGUACUUUGCAGAUGUUUAAUGCGGGAGGAAAUGCACUCAACAUGUUUGUUAGACUUUAAGGAUACACACAGUGUGUUAUGGUGAGAGACACUUUAUGUAAACAUAAAUGUGUUUGUUUACAAGAAGACGUGGCACCUGAUUCAAGGGCUGGAUCCCUCUGAAGGAAUCAGCUCAAGAAGGGGGAUCCUUUGCAGGACCUGAGGUUCUGCUGCACCUGCUGGUCUACCCCUGUUUAGCUGAUCUAGCCCAACACAGACUGUAUUCAGGCACUUCCAUGUGAACUUAAUAUAUUUUUUUAAAGUUGAUGAUGAUGAUGUGGCAUUAAAAGGCUGGUGAUUACCAAGGAUUACAGUACAAGUAGACACAGCAUAACCGUCAUCAUUAAAGUGUGUGUGUGUGUGUGUGGACAGGUCACACUUGGAAAGUGGAAUCCCUCUUCAGCGGCUGGGGGGGUCACACAGGGAAGCUGCACCAGCCACUGUGUUGUCCAUAAAAGCUCUUUACCGGUGCCCUGCAGCCUCUCUACCUCGGAGCCAACCUGAAACUGUUCCUCUGUACCAGGGCAAUCUGAAUGCACACUAAAUGUUUUCAGACACUUCGAAAAGUCAGCACAGUGUCUUUGUAUGUUCAGUUCACACCAGUGUUUCUGUCGUCAUUCAAGCUGGACUGACAUUUCAAAAGUGCCAAUUUGUUUUCAGUUCAGUAUGAUGAUGUCUCAUUUUUCAUGUUGUUAAAUGAAUGUUGAGCAGCGUGGACGUUAAUCCUAAAUGUGUUCUCACUCCAGAAGAGAUGGAGUUGACUCUUUUUGCAAUUAAUAUGUAUGUCUUUAUGCAAAAGAAUGUUUGUAUAAAAUUCAGGACUGUUGAUUUGGAGAGAGCCUACACAGGAUUGGAAAUUGGAGAGAGCAUAAGCAAGAUGGAGAAUGUUUUGCAGUAUUUUCAAGUCUGACUGUGAGUGAGUUGCUGGGCAGGACCCAGAGUUUUACAGACACGAGGACAGCUGGUCCUUCAGAUGAAACUCUAUCUGUACCCCUGGAGGGCACAGCACAGGGACAUGGGGUGUUUAUUUAAAAUGGUAAAUAAAUACUGAACAUUCAGUAUGUAUAACAACAUCUGUCUGUUGUUUAAAAUAAGUCAACAGUGUGCGUUUGUUUGUAAUAAAAUGUCUUUGGAGUAUUGCUUUUUCACAGAAGUAUGGGCCUUAGAAUCAACCAGCCAGCCUUCGCUUGUUCAGCUGAAGGUUCAUUUAACUUUCUCUGUCUCCAUGAACAUGGACGCAUAAAAACACUUCAUACAUUGUUUUCAAUGGUCGCACAGAACAAGAAAAUUGCCUCCAUAGAUCAGAAGUGUCACAUAGCUCCAUUUCUGGUGUUUGUUUGUUUUUUACUUUUAGUUUUGCUGUUUCCUUCAAGCCAGAAUCUGAAUCUGUAAAAAUCACAGAAGAACCUGGUUAACUGAUGCUCAACGUGCAUGUUGCUCUUUACCUUUAGUAAAAUAUUCUUUUGCAAUAUUUUGUGCAAAUGUUUGAACACAGUUUAUAAUUAUCCAGUUCAUUUGUAGGUCAUUUUAUAUUACUAAAUUUGUUUUAAAAGUUCAGAUAAAAAAUGUUUGAAUAAAUGUGUCCUGCCUGUCUUUCAUCA
Molecule: messenger RNA, 7099 nt
Organism: Micropterus salmoides (largemouth bass)
Lineage: Eukaryota; Metazoa; Chordata; Actinopteri; Centrarchiformes; Centrarchidae
Gene: zcchc14
Product: zinc finger, CCHC domain containing 14
Exons: 14
Coding region: 756-4268 (1170 amino acids)
Molecular function (GO): zinc ion binding; protein binding; nucleic acid binding
Source: RefSeq, a predicted model, not a curated record